Messenger RNA from Penicillium coprophilum, 1368 nucleotides. RefSeq names its product GAT domain-containing protein. The record is from RefSeq and is a predicted model, not a curated record. Gene Ontology annotation, cellular component: actin cortical patch. Bases 1 to 1368 code for a protein of 455 amino acids. Gene Ontology annotation, molecular function: phosphatidylinositol binding; ubiquitin binding. NCBI's taxonomy places the organism in Eukaryota, Fungi, Ascomycota, Eurotiomycetes, Eurotiales, Aspergillaceae. Gene Ontology annotation, biological process: actin filament organization; endocytosis; actin cortical patch localization. The transcript is spliced from 4 exons.
AUGAAGCGCUUCCUGGGAUCUCUGAGCAGACGCUCAAGUGAGUGUUUUACCGUCUCCGCGUUUCCCCGGGCCCGCAAAUUCGCUGACUUGUACCUUGAAGGCUCCAGCGACAGUGUCGAAUAUCGCGAAGACUCACCAGAGGCCAUUGUCCUGAAAGAAUUGACUGCCUUCUGCGAAUCAAAUACAAAUACAAAUGCGAAUGUGAAUGGCUCUUCGCGCGACGCGCAAGGAAAUGAAUUCGUCCACCUCCCUCAAAUCGUCGAAGCCGCCGAGUCAAGUCCCAAUGCCGCCAAGCAAGCGGCUCUGCGCAUUCGAAAGUAUCUCGCAGAUCCCGCGGGCACCCCGAACCAGACCCAGUACAAUGCCAUCAUGCUCAUGCGCAUCUUGGUCGAUAACCCAGGCCACACCUUCACCCGCAACUUCGAUGCCAAAUUCGUGACGACCAUUAAAGAGCUGCUGCGCACAGGACGCGACUGGCACGUGCAGAGCUAUCUCCGCCAGUAUCUGGAUACCCUCGAGCAACAGCGGUUAUGGGACGAGAAUCUCAAAUUACUACUGCAGAUGUGGUCGAAGGAAAAGAUAAAAGCCGUCCGCGGUUUGAUCGACCCUUUUCCGAUGAAUACCAUCAUCCCGCCGCAAGUCCCGCCCAGAUAUUUUCAGCAGCAACCAUACAGCCUGUCCCCCGCGCCGGCAAAUACCCUCCCCAACCCGGUAGAACUAGCGGCGCGCAUCGAAGAAGCGCGCAAUUCGGCAAAGCUGCUAACGCAGUUCGUCCAGUCUACCCCGCCAGCAGAGCUAGAAAACAACGAUCUCAUUAAGGAGUUCAUUGACCGCUGCAGGUCCAGUUCGCGCGGUAUUCAAGGAUACAUCCACUCGACCAACCCAGCUCCGGACGAGGACACUCUGUUGACGCUCAUUGAGACGAACGACGAGAUCUCUGUAGCGUUGUCGCAGCAGCAGCGUGCCAUGCUGAAGGCACGCAAAAUGAGAGGAUCCUCGUCGCCGAGCUCGUCGAAUGUGAAUAGCCCCUCGCCGACAUCACCGCCUGUGGCAACAGGACCUACGUAUUUCUCCCCUCCCGCCGGGCCGCCAGCUCGGACUACAACAUGGAGCCCCGAGCCUCGUGCUCCUGUUCCGGCACAGCUACCCUCGGUGACCAUGACUGGUAGUCGUGCGCCUGCUUCUAAUCCUGGGCCGUCUGCAACUGCCAGCCGAUAUGAAUACAAUGCUGAGGAAUUCCAGGUGCGGAAUCCUUUCGCUGAUGACUAUGCUACAAAUGACUCGGAUCAGGAGAGGCAUCGGGGACAUGGUGAUUCACAGGCCCAUAGUGAUCUCGUGCGCUCCCAGCCCACUGAGCAGCAACGCUAG